Messenger RNA from Microplitis mediator, 2098 nucleotides. RefSeq lists its product as uncharacterized. The coding region runs from base 130 to 2001 and encodes 623 amino acids. The transcript is spliced from 3 exons. NCBI's taxonomy places the organism in Eukaryota, Metazoa, Arthropoda, Insecta, Hymenoptera, Braconidae. The record is from RefSeq and is a predicted model, not a curated record.
UCAAACCCAAGAGCAUAGUCGCGUAUUUCACGAGCAUCCACUUAUUGAUUUUACUCAAUAGUCCAAUAAAUAAUUAUUGCUUUGAAAUAACAAUUUACUAAAAUAUUUUAAAAAUUUUAAGAAAUUAUAAUGAAUUUGAUAAAAUAUAUUAUUUUGUGUUCAUUAUAUGUGCACGUCAUUGUGUGCGACAAAAUUAAAAUUCUUGGAUCUUCAAAAUUAAGCAACCGUUCGAUUUCUCACACACAUACGUUACAAUUACUGGAGUUAUGUUUUCCUGAUCGAAUGAACCCGGUGGCGGUCAGUUCUAAUUUGACGGAUAUCAUUUACGGAAUCAAGAAAAAUAAACAAACAAACUCGUCUGUUCUUGUAAUUGAUGAAAAUUUAUUUAUAUCAAAUAGAAGAUCAUUCAUGGAAGGAACGAAAACAUUCAUUGGACAUAAUUCGUAUCCGAGCUAUAUUUUGUCUGCUGAUUCUCUCGAUGUACUUGAAAAUAUUCUCACCGACAUCGAUCAGUGGGAUCCUUGGAACAGCGAGCGGGUCGUCUUCGCAGUUGGAAAACAGUGCAGCGAUGCAUUGGCGACACUUAAAUGUCUGUGGAGCUCUAGAAUGGUGUCAUCAUACUUCACAUGUCCGAACGGAUUCAACAACGAUACGAUUGUCUACACAUUUAAUCCGUACGCAGAUCGAGCACCCAAACCAUGGAGGAAAGUUAACGCACCGGACAAACCACCCGACCCAUGGACACUCUACAGAAUGUCAUUCGUAAACGAUAAAAAGACUUGUGCAAGUGUUAAUUUUGACAAAACUGCGUAUAUAGAUAACUACAAACUUCAAAUGUGGUACAAUUAUAUAGCGUUUAAUAGAACGAACUUAUUUUAUCAGGUGAUAUUAUCAGCCAUCAAUAUUACGCCUAUUGAUUACGUAAUAUUUCGAAAAACAUAUGAUACCAUAUUCGUGACCGAUCCCCAGAACAUCAAUGAGGUGUCGUAUAGGGACGAAAAUAUAAUUCCUUUCUAUCUGCAAGGCGGUUACAUAAUAAUAACUCAAAAGCAAAACACCAUACCGACUCUCAGCCAAGUAGUUGCUGAUUUCUUCACUUCUCAAAAUAUAAUAAUGUCGUCUGUUAUUUUGGUAUUAAUAUUUGGUAUGAUUCUGCUGAACAACAAGUACCAUUUCGGUGCAGCUGUCUUAGAUCUCUUGGCUCUGAUAUUAAACAUGAGGAUGAUGACCCCCAUCGACAAGUUGACGAUGCGCAUCACUUUCCUGAGCGCGACCCUGUUUAUUUUGAUUUUCAAUCCAGUGCUGCAAGGGCAGCUAGUUUCUGUUUUAACUCGCCCGGGCCAUAAAAAUAUUGAAACCCUCAAGGAUUUGCGGGACAACAACUACCACAUUUAUUUUGGUUAUUCACCGGAGAUUGACCGGGAAUUAAGGAGCAGUAAUCUAUGGGAAGACGAAUCUUUUGAAAAAUAUGUGCAUCACUUAAGUGAGGCUGAAUAUCCUCACUGCCUAGAAAAUGUGCGGAACAAUGCUUCCAUUGCUUGUAUUAUUGAUUAUAGUGAACUUGACCACAUUUAUCUUGACACACACGUUUCUUCGAAAGAUUUCGCUCGUAGAUUAAACGUGUUUACGACUAAUAGAAAUUGGGCGUUAAAUAAAAGAGUUAAAAAGAUAGCCCUAAAAUUGAUGGAAACUGGCUUUCUAAAUUAUUUUGAAAAACGCGAUCUUUAUAUAAAUUUUAUGAAAAAGAGAAAAAUUGUUGAAAGAAUUAAGAAGUUGACAAAAUACAACCAAUUGGAUCUUGAAGAUUCUGCUUUGGCUUAUAUUGCGAUUGCGCUGUCUACAGUCUGGGCCCUCAUCGUUUUCGGCACUGAAUUUAUGAUUAGAAGAAUCGAAUUGCAUUCUUAUAAACGUUCGCAAGAGCUCGAGAUGAAGAAGUCGAUAAUCAGGGAGAGAAUUGCGACUACCGUUAGCAGAAUAAUUUAUCUUGAUCAACAAGUCUAAUUUUCUGCAAACUAUCGCGUGAGUUGGUGUGCUCACAUUUAUUUUUAUUGAUUGACGUGCUGUGUUGUUUUUAGUUUAUUCUAAUCUCUGAUUUCAU